Messenger RNA from Plectropomus leopardus (leopard coralgrouper), 4580 nucleotides. It is a transcript of the gene arhgap45b, whose product is annotated as Rho GTPase activating protein 45b. NCBI's taxonomy places the organism in Eukaryota, Metazoa, Chordata, Actinopteri, Perciformes, Serranidae. Gene Ontology annotation, cellular component: membrane. Gene Ontology annotation, molecular function: GTPase activator activity. Gene Ontology annotation, biological process: signal transduction; activation of GTPase activity. The record is from RefSeq and is a predicted model, not a curated record.
AAUGUGAACAAAGCAACAGUUUGUUUGGUUUGCGUCAGGACGCGCUGCUCUUCUGAAGUUAGUUUGAAUUAUGAGAACGUUUCACUUCUGGUUUACAGUUUCUGAAGUGUAAUUUAAACACAAUUAAUCUUCCCAUAACUUGGUGAAAAGUCGUUUUUGUGUCCCUCCUCCUCCUCCUACGGUUGAGGAAGCGGCGCGCAGAGCGGAUGCCGGGAGCGCACAGACAGUUUGCGGUGAGCUGUCUGUCUCUCCGUCAGUGAGCCUGCGCGGCUCGAUGUGCGACAGCAGCAGCAGCAGGAGGAAGACAGACAGACAGUUACGGUGGCUGAAGCUCGGCCCGGAUGGCACCGAGCUCCCGCUGAGCGCGAGCGGCAGAGCACCCAAGUGGCGAGUCGGGGGGUGGGUGGGGGGGCUGUACGUGAAACUCAAAGAAGUCGGGAUGGACGGAAAAGGCACGCUCAAAAUGUUCACCAGGAAGAAACGGGAACUCAUUAAGACGCCAUCCAUCUCGAAGAAGAGCCGAGCAGGAAGCCCCGGGCCGCAGAGCAGCGCCCAGCCUUUGUCCAUCCUUCAGGAGCAGCCUCGGAAAGAUGCGGGCGACAUCACUCUCUUAUCUUCACCCGCACCCUCCUCAUCCUCAACUCUCACCCCGUCCUCCGCCGGACUCCAGGACCCCUCCCUGUCCUGCCCGGGGACCCCCAGCAUCCAGCACAGCAAGCUGGCAGCGAUGCAAGGCGUGGGCUGUCCGUCCCCUGUGUCCACCCUGAAGAGACCGACCGCACUGAGCAGACACGCCAGCGCUGCAGGUUUCCCGCUCCAGUCGUGGGUGUUCACUAAAGGCCAGGGCAGAGGGGCCCUGACCCCCACGACUCCGUCUGAAGGUCCUGAGAGCACGGCCAUCGAGGUUGAGGACAUCCCGGCGCUGCUGAGGGACGUGGCACGCUUUGCCGAGGCUGUGGAAAAACUGAAGGAUGUCGUGCUUGCUGAAGGUAAGAAGGAGGGUCAGCGGCCUGCGGCUCACGAGUGUCUGGGGGAGGUCCUGCGGGUGCUGCGUCAGGUCAUUAACACCUACCCUCUGCUCAACACCGUGGAGAUCCUCACCGCUGCCGGCAAGCUCAUAUCCAAGGUCAAAGGUUUCCACUAUGAGGCUUCUAACGAGGCCGAUAAACAGGACUUUGAGAAGGCCAUUGAAACCAUCGCAGUUGCCUUUAGCAGCAAUGUGUCUGAGCUGCUGAUGGGAGAGGUGGACAGCAGCACGCUGCUCUCCCUGCUGCCCACCGAGAAGAGCAGGUCGAUGGAGAACUUGUACGCUGCAACUGGCCAGGGAGGGGACGGGGGACAGUUCAGGAGCGACCUGCAGGACAUGGGCAGAGUUGAGGAAGUGGAUGUGAUCCUCCAGAACAGCGAGGGAGGGGUGGACUCGGCUCUGCUCUACGCCAAAACCAUUUCCAAGUACAUGAAGGACCUGAUAAGCUACGUGGAGAAGAGGACUUCACUGGAAACUGAGUUCGCCAAAGGCCUCCAGAGAUUAUACCAGUCCUGCAAACACAGCAUAACACAUCCACAAAUGCCCCUCUUCUCCAUCUACUCUCUGGCUCUGGAGCAGGACCAGGAGCAGAGUGUGGGGCUGCAGCAGGCCAGCAACACGCUGCACAGCCAGACCUUCAUCCAGCCUCUGAUGCAGCGUAAACAGGAGCAUGAGAAGAGACGGAAGGAGAUCAAGGAGCAAUGGAUUCGAGCAAAGAGAAAACUGAUGGAGUGUGAAGUGAACCUGCGGAAAGCCAAGCAAGCCUUCAUGGCCCGCUGCGAGGAGUACGACAAGGCCAAAACAGCAGCCAGCCGCGCCGAGGAAGAGGGAGGAGGAUCUACAGCGAAAUCUGUGGAGAAGAAGAAACGAGUAGAGGAGGAGGCUCGGAACAAGUCAGAUGAGGCGGAGGCCACGUACCGGACGUGUAUAGCAGACGCCACCGCUCAGCAGCUGGAGCUGGAGCACACAAAGGUCACAGUGCUGAGACAACUGCAGGACAUCAUCAAACAGAGCGACCAGACCCUCCGCUCGGCGACCAUCUCCUACUACCAGCUCAUGCACAUGCAGACGGUAGCGUUGCCAGUCCACUACCAGACUCUGUGUGAGAGCAGUAAGCUGUAUGACCCGGGCCAGCAGUACGCCGCCCACGUGCGAGACCUGCAGCUACCGGGGCAGCCGACUGUUCAGUACACAUUUGAGAAUUACUGUCCCUCCAGCUCAUCGUCACAGCAUGGCCACAGACCCAGGAAUGACAGUUUCAACACGGAGCAGACGAGCCAAACGGACAGUCCGUCCAUCAGUGUGGACACCACAGCUGGAGAAAGCAGAGACGCAGAGGUUCAACGCAAGAGGCAAGGCCACAAGUCGUGGGGUUCAACAGUGAGUGACGACAGUGUUGGAGGAGAAGGAGGCCUCGAGUCUCCGACUGCCAGCACAAGUGACAUCAGUAAAAUUGCUCGGACGUCAUCCACUGGAACAAUGUCAUCCAACGAGGACGCAGAUGAGAAAGAGGGAAACGUGACCUCAUUUGAAUCUCCAAACAUGAACGGCAUGGAUCCUGAUGUGGUGGUGUCCACCAGACCUUUCCGUAACAUCGGCCUGUCGAAGGCAGCCAGAACCCACCGACUGAGGAAACUACGGACUCCUGCAAAGUGCCGCGAGUGUGACAGCUACGUUUACUUCCAGGGGGCCGAGUGUGAGGAGUGUUUCCUGCCGUGUCACAAGCGCUGUCUGGAGACUCUGGCCAUCCAGUGCGGCCACAAGAAGCUGCCGGGCCGCCUGCAGCUUUUCGGCAGGGACUUUUCUCAGGUCGCCAGCUGCGCCAGUGACGGCAUCCCCUUCAUCAUCACUAAGUGCAUCUCUGAGAUAGAGAGGCGGGCGCUCAAGAUGAAGGGCAUCUACAGGGUGAACGGGGUGAAGACUCGUGUGGAGAAGCUGUGUCAGGCCUUUGAGAACGGCAAGGAGCUGGUGGAGCUGUCCCAGUGUUCACCACAUGACAUCGGCAACGUCCUCAAGCUUUACCUCAGACAGCUGCCGGAGCCCAUCAUGCCGUUCCGCCUGUACAACAGCCUGAUGGGUUUGGCGAAGGAGAGUCUGCAGGGUGAAGCGGACACACCAGAGGGAGAGGAGGCCGAGUCCAACAGUGUCAGCCCGGCAGUGGGGAAGGGGCUGGUGGAUCUGGGCCCUGAAACCGACCCUGAGGUCCUGGUCCUGGUGGAGAAGCUGAAGGAGCUUUUGAAGGAGUUGCCCAAAGCUAACAUCGCCACGCUGCGCUACAUUAUUCGCCACCUCCGAAAGAUUGCAGAGCUGGAGGAUGACAACAAGAUGAGUCCCAGUAACCUGGGUAUUGUGUUUGGUCCCUCCCUGAUGCGUCCCCGUCCCACCGCCACGAUAUCUCUGUCUUCUCUGGUUGAUUACCCCCACCAGGCACGCAUCGUGGCCUUAAUAGUCUUCUAUUCGUCCAUCUUCCAGUCCAAAACCUCCCAGUCCCACAAAACCGGUCGCUCUGCUUCCACCUCCACUCAGCAGGGGAGUAUUGGAGACGACAAGAUUGGGAGCUCUGCUGAUGGAGAGGAUGGAGGUAGAGAGGAGCCAAAUAAACAAGAAUCUGACAAGAUGGAGGAGGGAUGUGGAAGUUCUUUAGGGUCGCUGGGCUCUAGUGAACAGCUCCCUGACUCCGACUCUGAGCUGGACGAGAGCGGCCAGCGGACUGCACUGUCCCUCAGACUGUUGAAGCAGGAGAGCGAAGUCAGCAUGGACGAAGACCAGCUGAGCUACAGGGACAGUCUGGACCUGUCCAGCCAGUCUGCAACCCAAACCGACCCGGAACAAGAUGCAGAUACCGACAGUCACAACCCCAACAGAGCAGAGCCCCCUGCGCUACCAGACAGCGGGCCCCCAGAUGACGACACAAGUGCGGAGCAGGACCUGAGCGCCUCUCUGGCAGAGCUCAAUGUGAACCAGUCCAACAACAACUACCCGUGCUCCCCCAUUUUAAGCUUGUCGGGGCUCCCACUGGCGCGUCUGUGUGGGAAGAAAUUACCCCUGACCAGAAACAGGGACAGUGAGCCUGAGUUUGUCUGAUAUUAUCUAAGUCAUUGUGUGUGUGUGAGAGGUCAGAGUGAAAAGAACAAUGUGGUUUUUAUGAAUUAAAAUCCAGCUAAACCUGCACCUGAGAGCGCUAUUGUGUUGUGUACAUCAAGAUUAAAGUUCUUCGUGUAUGUGGGUGUUUGCAGCCCGAUUGAUCUAUCUAAACUUCUGCGCGCUUACUGCUGUUUGAUGCAAUACAACAUAUUUUUCACUCAAGUGAUUUAAAAUUGUAGUUUAUAAAAAGUUUGUAUUUUAUAGCCUUUUAUUCUUGCAAGCUUGAGGAGAAGAGGGUAACAAGCCAUAUCAGAACAUGCAGAAUUUUAGAGCAAAUCCACUUUAAAGUGCUGCUGGUUUUAUUUCAGCACUAACAUUUUAAAGAAUAAAUUUAGCAGUCUCUUAUGAAUGUUGCCUGUAUUGCCUUGUUAUGGAUGUUUGGUCUGUUUUAAUAAACGUUUUAUUUUAA